Molecule: messenger RNA, 1394 nt
Organism: Cryptotermes secundus
Lineage: Eukaryota; Metazoa; Arthropoda; Insecta; Blattodea; Kalotermitidae
Gene: Polr3G
Product: DNA-directed RNA polymerase III subunit RPC7-like
Exons: 2
Coding region: 17-721 (234 amino acids)
Biological process (GO): transcription by RNA polymerase III
Cellular component (GO): RNA polymerase III complex
Source: RefSeq, a predicted model, not a curated record
AGUGAGAAAUAGCAAAAUGGCUGGUCGAGGUAGAGGAGGUGGCCGUGGGAGGGGACGAGCAGCCAUGUCUUUCAGUGUGGAACAGCUUGGGUUCAGCCCAGGAGAGGCCCUGCCAGGACCUGUUCUGCAGCCACCGCCCAUUUAUCCACCAAUGGAGAACAGACCCAUCCCUCUCCAAACUGGCGUGGAAGGAGAGUACAUGAUGGCACUGAAGCGAGACUUUGUGGAGUUCCUGCGAGAUUCACCAGCGUUUGUCACACCUGUAGCAACCAAGGCAGAUAUUGAACGAUACUCAGACCGCUACCAGGUGGCUUUGGCAAACAAGAAUCAUGGAGAUCUCAAGUUUGAUUGGACACGAUUCCCCUCAGAGUUGAGACCACAAGCAAGGUUAACUGGCAAACGGAAGCGGCGGACAAAAGCUACAGAAAGGGAGGCAAAACUCACAAAAAAAUCUUUGGAUAUUGUUAACAGAUUGGACGAGUUGGAGAAGAAGGAAGAGCAACAAAGUGAUGGAGAAGGAGGGGGUGAAGAAGCAGAGGGGAAAGAAGAGGAGGAGGAGAAGGAAGGAGAAGAGGAAGAAGGGGCGAUGGAUGACCUAGAGGAGGAAGAUCUGGAUGAGGAGAUGGAUGAGGGAACUGACUAUAUAAACAGCUACUUUGAUAAUGGAGAGAACUAUCUUGACGAGGAAGACGACAACCUGGAUGAUGGCCCCAUAUACUAACAUUACUUGCUAAUUCUAGAACAAGGUUCCUGUUUCAUUUGCAUAUAGAGUUUGUAACAGCAGACUCAUGACUCUUCUGUACAUGAUUAGCAUACUCAUUUCAUUUCAAUUUGCCUAGUUAAAUCAUGCAUCUGUGUGAAAAUGUUUCUUAAGUGUUUUCAGUCAGAUUGCUUACACUUGUAUAUAAACAAAAAUGCAUAUCAUGCCACCUUUGUAUGAUCUGUAAAAUGAUGCUGUAUAUGUACUGGUCAUUGGGUUGCACAUGGAAAAGUAUGGCAGAAAGCAGUGGAACAGUGUUUGCAGCUGAAUUGGGGGAGGGAGGGAGGGUGAGAUACAGUAACUGAAGCCCUUUUAUGACCCAUACACAACCUACAAGCCUUAUCUUAGUUACUGAAUUUGACCAAAUCCACUGUGCACUGCAGAACAGCCAGGUCCUAAACACAAAAUUUAAGUGCUUCUCGAUCUCAUGUAUAGACACGUUUCUUUUUAUUUAACUUUUAUAGCAGAGAUACACUUCAUUUAAUUUUAUGAAUCAAUUGAGAUGUUUUGUGAAAUGUAAAGCUUAAUGCCAUACUUUAUGUAUAUAAUUACUUCAUCAAGUUCCUGCACAAUAAAUGUCUUCCAUGACAAAUGCAUAAAAAUUUGCAUUUGUAAUGGCUGGCCAUAUAUUUUC